AUGGAGCAUUUAUUGUUCAGCUGCAGUCAUGCUCGUAAAGUCUGGAGAUUGAUGAAUAUUAAUGUGGAUGAAGUUCACAAUAGAGGAAUAAGUAUAUCUCAGUGGGUAGAAAGUUGGUUUAUAAACAAUAAUGGUAUGGCUGAUGAAAAAUUACUAUACACUAUGAUGAUAAGUGCUUGGAUAAUAUGGAAGGAUAGGUGCGACGUGGUAUUCCAAGGAGUUUCUCUAAACCCUUUUGGUUCAAUGCAUAAGAUUCAUUAUCACCUGCAAUCUCAUAUGCCUGACUUGCCUGCACACAUGCAUCUUAAUAGCACAUAUAGAGUUUCUCAUUGGCAACCUCCCAUCCAUGAUACAUUAAAAUUUAACGUAGACGCCUCUUUUAAUCAUGAUACUAAUCAGCUUGGUACUGUUAUUGUCUUACGUUCACACACAGGUACAUGCGAAGGAAUUAAAGGACGCUACGCAGAUGGAAUUCUAAGUCCGGAGAUGGGAGAAUGCAUGGCAAUACGUGAAGCUCUUGCGUGGGCUAAAGAGAAAAAGUUCACAAAGAUUCACAUAGAAGCUGAUGCGAAACUGGUUAUUUAG
This is a messenger RNA of Papaver somniferum (opium poppy), 585 nucleotides long. RefSeq lists its product as uncharacterized. The coding region runs from base 1 to 585 and encodes 194 amino acids. Gene Ontology annotation, molecular function: RNA-DNA hybrid ribonuclease activity; nucleic acid binding. The transcript has a single exon. The record is from RefSeq and is a predicted model, not a curated record. Lineage: Eukaryota; Viridiplantae; Streptophyta; Magnoliopsida; Ranunculales; Papaveraceae.